Molecule: messenger RNA, 1792 nt
Organism: Oryzias melastigma (Indian medaka)
Lineage: Eukaryota; Metazoa; Chordata; Actinopteri; Beloniformes; Adrianichthyidae
Gene: alkal1
Product: ALK and LTK ligand 1
Exons: 6
Coding region: 885-1358 (157 amino acids)
Biological process (GO): positive regulation of ERK5 cascade; positive regulation of ERK1 and ERK2 cascade
Molecular function (GO): receptor tyrosine kinase binding; receptor signaling protein tyrosine kinase activator activity
Source: RefSeq, a predicted model, not a curated record
CAGCUUUAAAGUGGUGCCAUGUUGUAGUGAAAGAAUCCUCCAUUGACAUAAACACUCUUGACGCAGCGCUUCAUCGACGUAAAUGUUUUAAAAUUAAGGAGGUGGGACUCGUGAUCCAAACAGCUGAGUCGGCAAUCUUCUAACUAAAAUAGAUCUCAAGAGUAGAGUCCUCAAAGUUACAUAAUUCAUUCAAGCCCGAUCAUUGCUGUAGGUUUGGAUUCGCGGGGUGUAUCGUCGGAUCGGAUGGGUGCUCCUUGAGGCGCAAUCUCAGCAGCGCCUUAGACGAUCACAAGACUUGGACAUCCGUGGAAAAAAAUCCCCCUGAUAGGUCAGCUAGAAGCUCCCGAACCCGAAGAUUCUUCUUCAGUUCUCCGCGUUUGACAUCCAACAAGUUGCUCCUUUUGGAAAAGUGUUCCACGGCGCGCCGUUACGCUGCGCUCUGACGCACUCCAUGUUCGGUUUUUUUCCCAUGGACUUUCUAGCGAGGCGCGUUUUCUAAGACUUUAAAUUCGCAUUUUUCUGUAAGAUAAUCUUUUUCUAAUCAUUAUUUAAGAUCAAUUGAAGUGGACAGUAAAACUGAAGUCGAAAUGCUUCGGUGCGUAAAGGAGUUGCGCAUCUCAAAGUGAGCGAAUGCCGCUGGAAGAAAUCACACCGAAGAUGUCGACUGUGCUUUACCACCCACUCGAAAUCGAUUAUAUUACCUUCAAGAAGGUGGCUCUGCGUAUAAAUAAGAAGGCAUUAUUUCAAAAAAGACAGCGUUGAGCACAAUCUGCGGGCGGUUCUUCUCUCCUGUUGCGCAAAGGAUUCCUGGAAGAAUUUGGUCAAGACGACUGUCCUCUUUGCAGGACAUAAGAAGAUUUAACUUCUAAAGUGACAGUAAAGCCAUGCAGGUGGAGAGGAAAUGGCACAUACUGUUGACUGUCUUUUUUCUGCUCAUCACCUCGGGCCAGUGCAUGGACAGCAGAGAGGUCAGGCAGAAAGAAAGAAAGACCCUGUUGGACCUAAUCUUACAGGUGAUCAGAGAUAGCCAGCAGCGGGACAAACCCCUGUCCAGGCGCUGCGGCGGCGGACACCACACUUCAACACAAGACAUGAAGUACUCCUCCCAUGAGAAGCCUUUCUAUGUCCCCAGGCUGGAUAACAGUAGACUCAUAGAUAUAGUUCCCCGAGAGGCAAACAUGAAAGACAAGUUCAUCCAGCAUUUCGGAGCAGGACAAGUCAAGUUCUCAUCGGAGUGUAAAACGCACUUUCAUAGACUUUAUCACAAUACAAGGGACUGCUCAAAACCAGCUUAUUACAAAAGAUGUGCAAGAUUGCUAACAAGACUAGCAAUGAGUCCUCUCUGCAUCCAGUCAUAGAAGUUGCAUGUCCCAUCAUAGUGGAAGAGGGAUUGUUGCCAAGCAAGUGCCUUCAAAUGGACAGCAGUCAUGAGAAAAUUGUUGUUGUAUUUCAUUUUGUUGUUCUUUUUUGUCAUUAAAAAAAAAAGAUGGACACUUUGCUGGUUAAUAUUGGACCUGUAUGCACCAUGUAUUUGCAAAGAAAUAUUAACUUAACAUUAAAUGCACCUAUUUAUUGACAGGGUAUGUAUAUACUGGUUUAAACAAGUGGGAUUGUUUUUGUUAUGAAAGCUUCACAUUGAGAGGAAACAUUUUUUUUCCACACUUCCUGUUACGUUCCUGUCACAGUUUUUUGUUUUUUGCAUUUAAUUUGGCACUUGAGUGAUUGAAAGUGAGAAACGACAACAAUUGUUGGAAUGCACUGCAGUACUGAAUAAAGAAUAUUUAAGCACAGA